Molecule: messenger RNA, 1263 nt
Organism: Solanum dulcamara
Lineage: Eukaryota; Viridiplantae; Streptophyta; Magnoliopsida; Solanales; Solanaceae
Exons: 2
Coding region: 243-848 (201 amino acids)
Source: RefSeq, a predicted model, not a curated record
UUCUUAGAAAAAAUAUCAAAAAAGCUGAUAAAAGAAAUCAUGUGAAGAAAAGAAUGAGACAUGACCAAAAGGUUCAAGGAACCAUCCAGCCUAACAUUUAUGACAUGCAUUUGCACACACACACAAUUACUCCAAAAUAAAAUCCAAACCUUCAACUUCUCUUCCUCUCAAGUCUCAGUUCUUUUCUUCUCAAAGAGAAUACAAAUCCCACCAUUUAAUUUCCACUCAAAAUCCUAAAUUGAAUGUCAAAUUUCAACUUAGGAAAAAAACUUAUUCUACCAACUAAAAAGGCAUGGAAGAGCUUCACCAACAAAUUACAAUCAAGAUUACACAAACUCAAGCUUUCAAAAGCUAUCAAAAGUUCCAAAAACCUUUGCAUUAGAGCUUACAAUUACAUUUUCCCUAUUAUUACUCGAAAUUUCUACUCGUUGAUCAAUCGUUCUUCAUCACCACCACGUACUCAUCGCAAUUUUUAUCAUAAUUACUAUCAGUACCAACAAUGUCAUAAAAAUACUUCACCUAUAUACGUGGAUCAUCUCUUCCCUGAACCUAUACUGAAACGACCAGCAUGUCAAGACCAUAGCUGUAAGAUAUCCACACCUCAGACUGAAGAAUUUGUUGCUUCGAGUAGCGAUGGUGAUGUUAAUUGUAGAAGCAAACUAGAUCAAGAAGAGCAAGAUAUAAUUGUGAAGGCUAUUGAGGUAAAUAGUGUAUUGAAAAAAGUGCCACAUAUAAAUGGAGUGGAUAGAAGAGCUGAAGAAUUUAUCUCUAAGUUUCGUGAAGAUAUGGAGCUUGAAAGACAACAAUCCAUUCUUGAUUUUCAAGAAAUGUUGGCUAGAGGUGCUUAAAUAUAAAAAUAAAAAGAAAUUAAAUAAGUUUUUUUCUUGGUCACAAUUAAUGUUGGAAUAUUUCAAAAAUUGAAGUACAGGUUUUGAUUUUCUGUUCAAUUCCUUAUUUCCCAACUUUUAAAAAGGAAGAAAAGAAAUUGAAUUGAUUUUAUCCUCUUCUUUAGUGUUUUUCUUAUCUUUCAGCAUGACUCGAAUUCUGAUGAUGGAGGUGUUCAACCACUUGAGCAAGCCUCGCUUGUUAAUAGAUCAAUUUUCUCUUUGAUUUGGUAUGACAAAGUAUUUAAAGUGUGGAUAAGAAAUUUAGGUUGCGUGGGAUUGUAUUUUUUAUGUUUUAUUUUUAAUUUCAAGAAUUGUAUAUCAGUAAACAUUGAUUGUUUUUCUUGGUUGUUAUAAAUAUGAUAAAACUUUGUACUAA